GAGAAUGGCUAUGUAUGGCGGCGCCCACAGUUCUACGCUUCGAGCGGGCUGUUCGUUCUGCUUUGUCUUCAGUGUAACUUUGUGCACAACAUAACCCUUUUGUUGUUUCCACCUGGGUUCCUGUAAAAGCUUCGUUGAUCGCCCGCCUUCUGUUACUUGACAUUGGUUGUAGUUGUCUUGUGACACAUUAGUGAUUCUGCAGUGCCUUCGCAGUAGCAAUUUCGCAUCCUACGGCGUGUCUCGUGCUUACCACGUAGGAACUGCGCAGUUGGCUUGGAAUUUGUUGCUGGUCACUCGAAGGAACAACGAAAUGGAUCAAGCCUUCGGAAGACUGAAGUACCUAAUCAAGAUCGAGACUGUUGUCAUCGACAACCAUGUGUUUAGGCUCCACUACAAGGUGACAGUUGCAUUGCUACUCGCUUUCACUAUAUUGGUCACGAGUCGGCAGUACAUUGGCGACCCAAUAGAUUGCAUUUCCAAAGACAGUGUGCCCAAUCAAAUACUCGACACAUUUUGCUGGAUUCAUUCGACGUUCAGCGUAACAGGCGCAUGGGACAAAAAGGUUGGAGUGCAAAUCCCGUACCCUGGAGUGGAUACAUACACACCCGGUGAUGCACGAGUGUAUCACGGUUACUACCAGUGGGUUUGUUUCGUUUUGUUUCUACAAGCCGUCCUUUUCUAUGCGCCACGUUACCUGUGGACGGCUUGCGAAGGACGCAAGAUCGAGACGAUACUUCUCGACCUGAAUUCUCCCGUGUUAGGCGACGACAAACGAGAACCAAACAGAAAACUUCUUCUGGAUUACCUCGUGAACAACAUGGGAUAUCAUAAAGUGUACACCUUCCACUAUUUCCUCUGUGAGGUUUUGAACUUUGUGAACGUGAUCGGCCAAAUAUACCUCAUGGACGAAUUUCUCGGUGGCGAAUUCACGACGUACGGUACCAAAGUACUCGAGUUUACGGAGUGGGAUUGGGACAUCAGGUACGACCCAAUGAUCCGUGUGUUUCCACGGCUUACGAAGUGCACGUUCUAUAUGCAUGGAAGUUCCGGAGAUGUGCAGAAGUACGAUGCCAUAUGCAUCCUUCCGAUCAACGUCAUUAACGAGAAGAUUUAUGUGUUCCUAUGGUUCUGGUUCGUUAUCUUGUCAGUACCGUCGGGACUCGCUAUCAUCUACCGCUCAGUGCUCCUUUUGUGGCCGGCAGCCAGAUUUCACGUAUUGAAGUUAAGCGCACGUCUCGCAAACUCAACUAGCCUCGAACGCGUUCUGAAGCGGUGCGACGUGGGAGAAUGGUUUCUCCUGGAUUUGCUAGCCAAGAAUAUGGAUCCCGUUCACUACAGAGAUCUCAUUUCUGACCUGGAAAAACAAAUGGAAUGCCAAGUUCUGAUGUACUUUGGAAUGAACCUAGGUACCAACAUAUCCCGUAGAUCUUACACCUAAAAGCAUUGGGGAAUCCUGUCUAUAAUACUACCGUCCCUGUUAUUUGGUCUCAUGUUUUAACAGCCCACACGUACACAGAUAUUAGUAUUAUAUAUUAGUCUAUUUCAAAAUUAACCUUGACCGAGGACAUAUAUCGUGCGUGUUCGCUCGGAGCGACUUGGCGACCAUGUUAUUCAUGUACGAACCUUUUUUGAUCCGAUGAGGGACAUCCUUGAUGUCAGAACUUACACCGCCGCGUGUUGUGUGGUAGCUCUGAAAUACAGCUCUCCGCAACGUUAACUUGAACGCGGCCACGGCUGCGGAGCAGCUGGAGACCCACCCUGUCGGCGCUAUGUAGAACUAUAGGGAAAGAGCGUUGUGGGCUAUCCCGCUCAUGCUUUGAGGCGUGUGUCGAGAAGCAGGCGCUACGCUCCGAAUGUGCGGAGGGGAGCUUCUCGACAAACACCCCCCCCCCCCCCCAACCCGAGUGGGAUAGCCCACAACGCUCUAUCCCUGUAGUCCUACGUAGCGGCGACAGCGUAGCUCUCCAACUGCUCCGCCAGCCGUCGCCGCGUUCAACUUAACGUUGCGAGGGGCCGUGCAUUCUAACAACUUGUUACAUGUUUACACUGCUGGCACAUUUUUGUUUUUUCACAGUAAAUGAUCCUUGAGGAACGAUGAGCUUGUUUUUGCA
Messenger RNA from Ornithodoros turicata, 2111 nucleotides. RefSeq names its product innexin inx2-like. The transcript is spliced from 2 exons. Gene Ontology annotation, cellular component: gap junction; plasma membrane. The record is from RefSeq and is a predicted model, not a curated record. The coding region runs from base 311 to 1438 and encodes 375 amino acids. Gene Ontology annotation, biological process: phototransduction. Gene Ontology annotation, molecular function: gap junction channel activity. Lineage: Eukaryota; Metazoa; Arthropoda; Arachnida; Ixodida; Argasidae.